CUAAAAUUUCUGAUAUUCCCAUACCCAUUGGCCCGCCUUAUCUCCGAGCCACUCAGCUUUGGUUGGCGCACCGCGCGGUGCGUUUCAAAUUAAACGCCUCAACUUCGACUAUAUUCCACCCCGCACGCACACAACCCCUAAAUUACUGCUUUUUUGCUACUACUCAUGUCUGCGAAUCCGCUGCACACAUAUCGCCACCUGCUGCGCGAGAUCAACCGCCAGUUCACCCGCGUCAAUGGCGAUCGCACCUGGGCGGCCCAGCUGCGCCAGCAGUGGCAGAGCGCAAGCACAGACAGCAGCGGCCACCACCACUCCCAGGACGCCCUCACCUAUCUGUUCAACAAUCGCAAGUACAAGGAUCUUCUGGCCGAGUUUAACCCAAAGUCAACCGAGGGUAACCUGAUUGAGCGGACUGCCCGGCGCGUCGGCCUCCAAGCGCCAAAGUCAUACGCUGAAAAACAAAGCUUGAAGAAUUAAACACAUUUUAAUAAGCGGUUCAAUAUACAUUUCUAAUUACGGCA
Kickxella alabastrina is the source of this 521-nucleotide messenger RNA. RefSeq lists its product as uncharacterized. The record is from RefSeq and is a predicted model, not a curated record. The transcript has a single exon. Gene Ontology annotation, biological process: mitochondrial proton-transporting ATP synthase complex assembly. NCBI's taxonomy places the organism in Eukaryota, Fungi, Kickxellomycota, Kickxellomycetes, Kickxellales, Kickxellaceae. Bases 166 to 477 code for a protein of 103 amino acids. Gene Ontology annotation, cellular component: mitochondrial matrix.